Triticum aestivum (bread wheat) is the source of this 731-nucleotide messenger RNA. RefSeq names its product zinc finger protein 4-like. Gene Ontology annotation, biological process: negative regulation of abscisic acid-activated signaling pathway. The record is from RefSeq and is a predicted model, not a curated record. Lineage: Eukaryota; Viridiplantae; Streptophyta; Magnoliopsida; Poales; Poaceae. Bases 107 to 460 code for a protein of 117 amino acids. The transcript has a single exon.
UCCGGCUUCCUGCCUGCAUGCGUGAUUGAUUGCCUUGCCACGCCGCUCACGCCAGGUUCCAGUUCCACCACGCCGCCGGCCGGUUGUGACGGAAGAGGGGCUGGGCAUGGAGACGGAAGAGGGGCUCGACCUGAGCCUGUCGCUGCGCCAGUACACGCCGCCGUGGUCGCAGCUGGUGUUCGCCUGCUGCUACUGCCCACGCAGCUUCAGGAGCUCCCAGGCGCUCGGCGGCCACCAGAACGCGCACAGGCCGGCCAGGCCCAGGCGGGCCACGGCGCUCUCUUCAGCGGCGGCGGCGGGAGAGCUUGGUAAGGCCGCCGUCGACCACCACCGCAGCGCCUGGCCGCGCCCCGGCGCCCACGCGUGGCGAGCAGGACACAGCCAGCAGGCCUCGUCCGGGACAAGAAGAGGCGACCAAGAGCUUGCGGAUGAGGCGAUUGAUCUGUCCCUCAAGCUAUGAUCGAUUCAACCUAUCCAUGCAGGUGAAGGCACUAAGGACAUGCAGUAGUGCUUCGUUCCUCUCUUCCAAUAGUUUCAUUUCUUGCGCUGUUGUGUUUCUGCUAUCGCUUACCGGGUUAAAUAAUUAUGUUGUGUUUCCAAUAUCAUUGUUCUUCUACUAAUAUUGUGUUCUCAUUAUUGUCGACAUCCUUGUCGCGUUGGCAUUGCCAAUGAUUAGGAAAACAGGAUCAUCAACAAUAUAUAUAUAUAUAUGGGCUAGUCCUACAGGCCUG